UGGUAACUGCGUCAGUUUGGAAAAACCGGGAGAAGAAGAACGUAAAGGAUCACCACCAACUUGAUUCUUCCUUUGUCUCUUCUUUCCAUUUGAAACCGUCUACAACAUCUCUGACGCCCCUCGACCCCUUGUCUGGCCAAACACCAAUCGGCACUCCCUCACCCCCCUCAACCCCUGGAUCCCCUGUCAGAUCCCCUUCCACUCUCUUCAAGUUCUUCGGCCUCUCUUCCCUCUCCUCUCUCCACAUGUCAUCUCUCUCUUCUUCUUCUUCUUCAGUGGAAGGAUCACAGACCUCCUCCCCUUUUAGUGCUUCUUCUGUUUCCCUGGCUGUCUCAACUCAGUUUUCCUCCUCCUCCCCUGCCCCCCAGUCCUCCUCUCCAAACCCCCUGGACCACCAUGGAGAGACCAACAAAGACAGUGAGACUGCCAGAGAUCUUAUGAGCUCUGAGGUCAAAGAGGUGGGGGCAGUUGUUCCACAGACAAAGAGAAUGGUACCCCUAUUUGCUGGCAUCGCAGAGGCCUCCAUUGACCUGAAGGCUUCCUCUGUCUCCUUGGAGAGGCCAUUGGUCAGGUCUCGGGAAGCCAUGGCUUGCCUCCCCAACCUGGUCAGCAAGAGUAGCACCCAGCUGGGGGAGCAGAGCUGCACAGGCGAGGGCGAAGACAACACCAAGCUCCUCGGGUUGCCUAAUAUUGGCAACACCUGCUUCAUGAACUCUGUUCUGCAGUGCCUGCUGGGGCUGCCAGCAUUUUGCAGAGACAUCCUGAGACAGCAGAACAUCUGGAGUUCCUCCCCCUCCUCUAAACUGCUAUGGUAUACAGCCUCGCUCUCACCCUCCUGUCCCACCUGUACACACACUGACCCACCCACCUAGACGCUUAUAGUUACAGUACACAAGUUCAGCCUCAAUGUAUG
Oncorhynchus tshawytscha (Chinook salmon) is the source of this 913-nucleotide messenger RNA. Its product is annotated as ubiquitin carboxyl-terminal hydrolase 37-like. Gene Ontology annotation, biological process: protein deubiquitination. Bases 246 to 872 code for a protein of 208 amino acids. Lineage: Eukaryota; Metazoa; Chordata; Actinopteri; Salmoniformes; Salmonidae. The transcript is spliced from 5 exons. Gene Ontology annotation, molecular function: cysteine-type deubiquitinase activity. The record is from RefSeq and is a predicted model, not a curated record.